UUUUUAUAUCAAUAUAAUAUAUAAUUUUGAUGUCAAGCAGGACAAGAAUAAAAGAAACCAUGCUUUCUCUUUAAUCUGAAACCGUUUGAUGUUGAUCAACUCUCAGAAAAUUUAGACGGUGACAACUCUCUUUCUCUCUUCUCUUUUCUCUCUGCAACCAAUGAAGAAAAGCACAAAAAAAGAGAAACACUAGGACUAAACAAAGAGCACCCAAAGUUUCUUUGGUAUGGAAUUAGAUAGCAUUGAUUGUGUGACAUCUUCAGAUGUGAUUGAUGAUGAUGAUGAGAUCCAUCAUUAUAAUCAUCAGUUGCCUUCAUUGUCGAAGCCCCAUAGCAACAAUGGGAACAGCAACACUACCGUGUUGUCAGCGGUUCAUCCAAGCACCACCAGUGUCCAUGAACUCCUUGAAUGUCCUGUUUGUACCAAUUCUAUGUACCCUCCUAUCCAUCAGUGCCACAAUGGGCAUACCCUUUGUUCAAUCUGUAAAACAAGAGUACACAAUCGGUGCCCUACUUGUAGACAGGAGCUUGGUGAUAUUAGGUGUCUAGCACUAGAGAAGGUAGCUGAAUCACUUGAACUGCCUUGCAAAUAUACGUCUCUCGGAUGCCCAGAAAUCUUUCCCUACUACAGUAAACUCAAACAUGAGGCCCUUUGUAACUUCAGGCCAUACAAUUGCCCAUAUGCUGGAUCAGAAUGUGCUGUUGUUGGUGAUAUUCCAUUUCUUGUUGCUCAUCUAAGGGAUGACCACAAGGUGGACAUGCAUUCUGGAUGCACAUUUAACCAUCGUUAUGUGAAGUCUAAUCCUCGGGAAGUAGAAAAUGCCACAUGGAUGCUAACUGUAUUCCACUGUUUUGGCCAGUACUUCUGUCUCCAUUUUGAAGCCUUCCAGCUGGGGAUGGCCCCCGUGUAUAUGGCAUUCCUUCGUUUCAUGGGUGAUGAGAUUGAUGCCCGGAACUACAGUUAUAGUCUAGAAGUUGGGGGGAAUGGCAGGAAACUGAUUUGGGAAGGCACUCCAAGAAGCAUAAGAGAUAGCCACCGGAAGGUUAGGGAUAGCCAUGAUGGUCUUAUCAUACUGCGUAACAUGGCGCUUUUCUUCUCCGGAGGGGAUAGGAAAGAGUUGAAGCUGCGAGUAACUGGACGGAUAUGGAAAGAACAGCAAAACCCAGAAGGCGGUGCCUGCAUACCCAACCUUUGUAGUUAAAAUGUCCAGUUGGAUCCCUGGCGCCACACCCCAUAAUAAUGUUUGCUGCACAUUCUUGUAAUAUUUAAUGGUAGCCUGCAGGUAAUGUUGAGGGUUCUUGAGCUCAGUAUGGAUAUUGGAGGUUUAAGCCUUUCUAAAUCAACAAUAAGCUUCCUAGCCUUUUUAUAGCCAAAAAAUGAAGUUAUAUGUGGUCUGCAAACUAUGUUGUAAUUGUUGAGAAAUGCAAUCUAAAUCAAGUUAUCCAUCAAUUUCUCUUGCAAAGCCAAUCCUCCC
Durio zibethinus is the source of this 1474-nucleotide messenger RNA. Its product is annotated as E3 ubiquitin-protein ligase SINAT3-like. Gene Ontology annotation, biological process: ubiquitin-dependent protein catabolic process; multicellular organism development. Lineage: Eukaryota; Viridiplantae; Streptophyta; Magnoliopsida; Malvales; Malvaceae. The record is from RefSeq and is a predicted model, not a curated record. Gene Ontology annotation, molecular function: zinc ion binding; protein binding; ubiquitin protein ligase activity. Gene Ontology annotation, cellular component: cytoplasm.